AUGAGGAUCUGGAAGGGUGUAAGUUCCUCACACUUAUAUGUCCUGGAAGAAGCUACUGCGUAUCUACUUGCUUGGCAGAAAAUUAAUGUUGAGCCACUAUCCCCUCCUAUCCCGAGGCAGUUCCAAAAGUGGAGUAAACCCCCUCAUGGGUGGCUUAAACUCGACACGGAUGCUUCCGUGAAUGUUGGUUCGAAAGUCUCGGGUCUUGGUUUCGUUGUUAGGGACUCUGAAGGUGCGUUUGUUGCGGCGAAGAGUAGUACUUGGUUCGUCAGCCUUCAGCCAAAGUUCGCAGAAGCUCUUGCUCUACGUGAGGCCCUUUUGUAG
Ipomoea triloba (trilobed morning glory) is the source of this 324-nucleotide messenger RNA. RefSeq lists its product as uncharacterized. Gene Ontology annotation, molecular function: RNA-DNA hybrid ribonuclease activity; nucleic acid binding. The record is from RefSeq and is a predicted model, not a curated record. Bases 1 to 324 code for a protein of 107 amino acids. The transcript has a single exon. NCBI's taxonomy places the organism in Eukaryota, Viridiplantae, Streptophyta, Magnoliopsida, Solanales, Convolvulaceae.